AUGAUUAUUUUAUGUAGAUUUUCGGCGUUCAAAUUGCGUCAGUUAUGGUUUGCCUUCACAUUACAGGAAGAAAAGCAGAAUGCUGAACAUUGGGUAGAAGAACUGGAAUCCCGAGUAGGUGGUGUAGGAAUGAACGAUUUGGAAAUGUCCGGCUACGGUGGCACAGGGACAGAUCCGAAGUCAUUAUCCAUUGGUCCAACCGAUCCGUCUGACUACGGUGCACCUUUUGGGGCAUCCGCGUUUGCCUCCGCUAACAUGAUGCCCAGUCUUCUUCCCGGAUUCGGUCCAACCGGUUGGUCUCCUCCUCCAUCCCCACUGAGUUCUCGAUCCCGUCCGUUCUGGAACGCUGGCGCUUAUGGUGGUCCGCCAUUCAAUUCACUACACUCUCUCCUCACCUCAGUUGUGGGUAUGUUUCGUCAGCUAUUGAAACUGAUUGCAACAAAAAUCAAUGAUUUUGGUGAUUCUUAA
Molecule: messenger RNA, 468 nt
Organism: Echinostoma caproni
Lineage: Eukaryota; Metazoa; Platyhelminthes; Trematoda; Plagiorchiida; Echinostomatidae
Source: the annotation of a GenBank genome assembly